UUAGUCUAUUAAGGUUGUUGGGUCGACAGGCAUGACGGGGAUAAGGUGAAUUAUUUAAUCAUAGUAAACGAUAUUCAGUUUAAAAGGAUAUUAAAAACGUUAUGAAAUCUAAUCCCGUGUGCCACGUGGAGAAAUAAUUUUGAAUGUGCCUUAGAGUUGUUAGGGAUAGUGAUAUUGAUAACUAGAAGAGAUAUUUUUAUACCGUGACACUUAGAUAACAAUCCAAUGAUAUUUUUAAACUACAACGAUACAUUAUCAACCAAGAUUAUAUUAAGUAAACAGAUAAAAUAGAAAGUUUCAAAAAUUCUUCUGCUUCUCUUAUUAAAGUAGACAAUUACUGGUCAUUCACUCAAUUAUAUUAUUAAUAAUUGGGCACGGCACAUGCUAGGUAAUGUAAUAAUUAAGGUUGAGGGAAUAACUAAGAUUUCAUUUUUGAAAUCUGCAUGGAUUCAUAGUCUAAAAUUUCUGCUUGCAGUGGCUCCGAUCGGAGUCGAUAAUGUUAAUAAUAGCGCUAAGAUAAAUAGUUGAGUACCGCUGUCAAAUAAGAUUACUGAAAAUGCAUAAUAGAUCAACUGAUCUAAUUGUCACAUCAGUUUAGUACUGCCGCUAAUUUCAGAGUGUGAAGAGGUAUUCUCUGCCAUAGUCAAAUAAUUUUGGUAGCGUGGCGAUUAUAUAGAAGAAUAUAAAAAUCGUGAGAGAAUUACCGUUAUAGUCAUGUAGAAAGUCUACCUGUCGACUAGUGAGAUAUAUUUAAAAUUAUGCUUCGCGAUUUGCAAGAUCUGUUACGAAAGAAACUUGGUGACGGACUUGUCGUCGAUGACUUCAAAACGGAGAAACUUUUACCCCCGGGUGAGAAUUACGCGAGUACAAUUAUUAAAGUGGACGCUGUUGUCAGGAGGAAUGAAAAGGCGGACAAAGAGGUUUUGCACGCCAUAGCAAAGAUGGCACCACCAUCUGUUUACGGGAGGGAAAUGUAUCAAAGUCCAUUGACUUUUCGAAAAGAAAUUGGCGUGUACGAACAUAUUUUAGAAGCGUACAAGCAACUGGAAUUGGAAUCCGGAUUUAAGGAAGAUGAAACCUUUGAUAUUGGUCCUAAGUAUUAUGGUUCUAGACUGUCAUUGGAUCCUAAUGCUGAAUUCGAUGACGACGCUGCGAUACUAUUGGAGAAUUUGAUGGUUCGCGGUUAUUCCUGUGGCGUGCGGUCGGUAGGGUACGAUUUGGAUAAAACGAAAUUAAUACUAAAGUCUUUGGCGAGAUUUCACGCGCUUGGAAUCGCCUUGAAAUGGAAGAAACCCGAAGAGUUUGAGAAAUUAAAGAUUUUCAUGAAACCCGUGGAUUUAAAGUUGGAUGGAUCGAUGAUGAACAGUUUAAAAUAUAUGGUGGAGAAGAUAGCCACUGAUUCUGUAAUUGGAAAAUAUGCCUCGAAGAUUUAUGCUCUUAAUUUUGAAGAUUUAUUUGAUACUCUCAUGGCGGAACCUGAAGAACCAUGGGGCACCAUAGUACAUUAUGACUUUUGGGUUAACAAUGUGAUGCUUCAUGUGGAUGAGAAUAGUAAACCGGAUGACGUCAAAUUUGUGGACUUUCAAAUGUAUAUGUAUCUAAGUCCGAUGCGCGAUUUGAUAUUCUUUUUGUUUACAAGUCUUGACGGCGACGCGCGAAAAGAUAUCGAUGAACUUAUAGACUUUUACUAUGAAAGUUUUCUGGCUGUUUUGGCUAGAAUGGAAUGUGACGUGACAAAGUUUCCGCGGGAAGUCUUAGAUAAACAUCUUAUAGAGGACGCACGAUUAGAAUUAUUGCAUUGUCUGAUCAUGAUGAAAAUUUUGACGCUGGAUGUUGACGGCGAAGAUAAGACGAAUCCGUCAGGAAUCCUUGAGUACGGAGGAAAUGAGCUGUAUGUGAUACGCUUGCGUGAAAUAAUGUUAUAUUACGUUGAGAAAGGAUGGUUGUGACGUGGGUAGAACAUAAUGUUUACAAGAGCGACUAUUUUCGUGUAGAUGGAAUACAGGCGUAACAGUGUAGUUGCAUGUGGAAUUAUAAUUUAGAAGUAAUUUAUAAUUUAGCUUGUCUUUUAACAAUAAUACCUCAAGCACAAUUGUUUUGUUAUAAUCAUUUGAAUUAAGAAACAAGUACACUGACGUAUUCCGUGCAAAUGUUUCACGUACUGCAUUGUAAUUCAGAGAAGGCACAGUAAUUUCAUUAUAAAAAAUUCUAUUAUAAUUUAGAAGUCGUAAAUACGCACAGGAAUAAUUUUAGAUUUCAAUUCUGCCAAGUCAUUCAAUUAUUUCAAUAAAUCAGUCAAAUCCCGACGAAUAACGGUUCUCCAAAAAAUCUAUCGAGAUAAUUAGAAUGUGAAAUGUGCGAGAAAUUAAUGAAAAACUUGUUGGAAGGAAUGAACACGGAUCCUGCGAUAGGAAAAAGUACGCCUCGAAGUUUGCUUACAUUCACUUCAAUGAAUAUCGGACUCUUGGUUAGUCACGCGUGAAGAACCGUGAGGCACCGUAAUAUAUUUUGACUUUUCAGUAAAUAAUAUGAUGCUUCAUGCAGAUGAUGCUUCAUUCAAAUAUACAUGUAUCAAAGUCCCUUGCGAGAUUUAAUAUUCUUUUUGUCCACGUCUUAAUGACGACGCGCGAAAAAAUAUCGAUGAACUUAUAGACUUUUGCUAUGAAAGUUUUGUCGAUGCAAAGUUAGAAAUAUUGCACUGUAUAUUCAUGCUAAAUAUUAUAACCAUUAACAUUGAAAUUGAUGGUGUUGAUAAGACCAUCAAGUAUCAAAAGUAAUGAAAUGUUUAUGAGACGCUUGCGUGAAAUAUUUUUGUAUUUUAUCAGUAAAGAAUGGCUCUAGCGAUUAUAACAGGGCAAUAUAGAUAAUUAUAGCAAAAUAAAAUUUUAGAGCGUAUUUAAACAUGUCUAAAUAUAAAUGAAGCGAUAAAAAUAAUUUUUUUUUAAGUUAGACGCUUCGGAAGGAAAGAAGUCGCGAAGUACAACCGAAAG
Messenger RNA from Cephus cinctus (wheat stem sawfly), 2990 nucleotides. RefSeq lists its product as uncharacterized. The transcript is spliced from 2 exons. Lineage: Eukaryota; Metazoa; Arthropoda; Insecta; Hymenoptera; Cephidae. Bases 759 to 1949 code for a protein of 396 amino acids. The record is from RefSeq and is a predicted model, not a curated record.